Messenger RNA from Nicotiana attenuata, 872 nucleotides. RefSeq lists its product as uncharacterized. The coding region runs from base 466 to 837 and encodes 123 amino acids. Lineage: Eukaryota; Viridiplantae; Streptophyta; Magnoliopsida; Solanales; Solanaceae. The transcript has 7 exons. The record is from RefSeq and is a predicted model, not a curated record.
UUAUUUUUCUCAAUGGAUCACACCGUUAUUUGAAUACUAAUGUUUUUGGGCAUCCCAUAAUUAUAGCACCUGCUAAAUUCGGCAUCCAUUUUCCCAGAAUGGGGAGUAUUUCUUAAAUCGGAGGUGUAGCAGCAAUGAUUACAUCUUUAACCUGAGGAGUUGUUCUCUCCUUCUUAUUGAUAGCACAUUGGUCUCGGCCCAGUUCACUCUUUCUGCUGCGUUCCGAGGAAAGAAGUCGAAUUUUGUUGUAUGUAUAUAUGUACUUUAUAUUUUGGUUGUAAAUAUUGCUUCGUACUAAGGUACCACCAUGGAAACAGACGCGGCCAAGCUCCGCUCUCACUUCCUUCAUGUCCUUCGUAGACGUCGUCCUUCUCAAGUUCCACUAUCUGUGGUACCUGGAGAACCUGUGAAGGAUCCUUUCUUUCAGGAAACUCCAAAGCCAAACUUCAGUGAGGCAAUGGCAUCAUGCCCAACGGCGAUGUGCCCAAUUUUAAGGAACUGCUUCAAGAGGAAAUUUUUUACUUGACCACCGAGGAAGGGCUCUUGCCUGUAUUGGUAUUGAGCAUGAAAGAAAGCGAAAAGAAGAGGAGACCUACUAUUGUUUUUCUGCAUGGUACAAACAAAUGCAAAGAGUGGUUGAGGCCAUUGCUUGAGGGAUAUGCUUCAAGGGGAUAUAUGGCCGUUGCAAUUGAUUCUCGAUACCAUGGAGAACGUGCAACCAGCAUGACAACCUAUCGAGAUGCCCUAGUGUCAUCAUGGAAAAAUCGCGAUACGAAGCCGUUCAUAUUUGAUAUGAUUAUCUUACUGAGAGGGAAGAUGUUGACCCAUCAAAGAUAGGAAUCACUGGCGAAUCUCUUGGUGGUUUAACCAGU